UGUAUCAGUGUCUGCGAGGGAGAGAGGAGAGAGAAUCUCUUAUCACGGGAAGACAGGAAUAUUUACAUCAGAUCAUUAUCUAUUUUUCUGUCUCUCUCUCUCUCUCUCUCUCUUUCCAUUUUGAAACGGAGUAGCCUAUUUAUCUGUCUCUUCGCUACCGAUCAUCUCAGAAACAGAACAGAGGAUUAAAAACAGAAGAGAAGAGUAAAACAAAAGGAGAGACUAAUGGAAGAAUAAAAAGCAAAGGAGAAGAGAUGAGGAAGACCUCUCAUCUCAUUCAUCUAUUCUAGCAGGAAGAAGGAAUUUAGGCUACCUCUCCUCUACACUUGAUCAUCUCUCUCUCUUUCUCUUUCUCCUUUUCUUUCUCUUAUCUCUUUCUCUCUCUAUGGUCAUGGCUGUGCAGGGGACCAGCCUGCUAGAGAACCCAGUUCAGGCGGUUCUGUACCUUAGAGAACUGACCACUAUUGUUCAGAACCAACAGAGCCUCAUCCAAACACAACGCCUGCGCAUUGACGAACUGGACCUACGCGUGGAUGAGCUGCUUGGGGAGAACAGGAAUCUGCGUGAAGCAAGAGGUGUACAACCUCACCAUCAUCACCCAGACCACAACCCGAGCCUUCAUUGUCAUCAUCCUCAGCAUCAACAUCCGUACCCACAAGACACCGGUUCUCUGCCCGCCCAGCCCAUGCCUGAGGUUCAUCCUGCUGAGACAGAAAAGUCCUCUCCUCAGCCCGCCAAUCCGGAGGACAUGCAGCUGGUACCGGCCCAUUCCCAGCCACAGUCACUGAGCCCUUUGCAAGGCGAGGCCAUCCUGGGCGAGGGGGAGGACAGCAGGGCCAGCAUGGGCUGCCACACACUGGUUCCCCUGGUUCCCCUAGCUCCCCUCACUCCUACCACUUUCUGUCGCUCGCUGGCUCUCGCCAGGCAAUCAGAGAGUCAGACAAUACUACAUCAGUUCUGUUGUCCUGCUCCAGAGGCUCCAGAGGCUGCUCUCACUGGCUCCUCCAGUGAUGGGCAGCUGCUAGGUCUGGAGGGCGGGACUUCCUCCAGCAGACAGGAAGGAGAGGGGUCAGUAGGUGUGGCUCGUAGAGAAGGACCCAGCGACUAUGAACUUGCCCUGGAGAACAAGACCAAACAGAUAGAGGAGUUGGAGCUGAGGUACGGUGGUCACCUGGUGUCGCGGCGCGCUGCGUGUCGUAUUCAGACAGCGUUCCGUCAGUACCAGCUCAGUAAGAAUUUCCAAAAGAUCCGGAACUCUUUGUCAGAGAGCAAGUUGCCACGCCGCAUUUCCCUGCGCCGGCCCAACCCCAGCCGGGGCCAGAACCCCACCCAGCGACACAGCUUCCUGUUAGAGAGUGGGGGCCCACCAUUGCGCCCCAAAACACCCCCACCACCCCCCUCACGUUCCACCUCCCUGCCGCCCUCAGCCUCCCCUGCCACGGGCCCUGGCCCCUCACUCACACAGCUGGAGGACUGCUUCUCAGAGCAGGUACGCUCGCUGGCCCAUUCGAUAGACGAGGCCCUGCGUGGGUGGAGCCUGUCGGAGGGGGUUGAGGGGGGGACAGGGGGGCUGUUGAUGGACCCCGAGGUGUUUCGGGCGGCUGGUCAGAGUGCCUGCAUGCCUCGCAGUGCCAGCUCCCUGCUCAUGGCCUUCAGAGAUGUCACCGUUCACAUCGACACCAACAACUACACUGUCUCCACAACUACCACCUCCACAACCACCACUACCCACGGCAACACAGGGGCGGGAGGAAGCAGGCAAGCCUCAAUGGAAGGGGGGGGGGGAGAGGGGGGUGGAGGGGUAGGGAGAGAAACAACAACCUCCCAGCUGGGGGGUGAGAAAGAGUUCCCUGCCCCCCCUCCCAGUGAGAAAUUGUUGAAGGGAGGAGGGUUGAGGAUGGAGUCAACUAUGACAGGGCAGGGGAGAGAGUUGGGGGGGCAGAGUGGCUCAGAGAUACUCAGUUCCACCUCUACCUCCACCUCGGCCCAGUCUAACCAGUAUAUCACUCAGUCCUCCUAUCCCCAGUACCACCAGUAUUCUACAUACCCCCAGGCCCAUCACCCCCAAUCCCAGCCAGGGUCCCAGUCAGUCAGGGACCCCACCACUGAGGCCCUCCAGGCCCUGGUCCUCUCUCUGCCCAGAGACCGAUGCCAGGACCCUGCCUCCUGCCGAUCCCCCACACUCUCCACUGACACACACCGCAAACGACUCUACCGCAUCGGACUCAACCUCUUCAACGUGAACCCAGAGAGAGGCAUCCACUUCCUGAUCACGCGUGGUUUCGUCCCAGACACGCCCAUGGGCGUGGCCCACUUCCUGUUACAGAGGAAGGGCCUAAGCCGACAGAUGAUUGGAGAGUUCCUGGGGAACAGCAAGCUGCUCUUCAACAGAGAUGUCCUGGACUGUGUGGUCGAUGAGAUGGACUUCUCUGGGAUGGAGCUGGACGAGGCUCUGAGGAAGUUUCAGGCUCACAUUAGAGUCCAGGGAGAGGCCCAGAAGGUGGAGAGACUCAUUGAAGCUUUCAGUCAGAGGUAUUGCAUGUGUAAUCCUGAGGUGGUGCAGCAGUUCCAUAACCCAGACACCAUCUUCAUCCUGGCCUUUGCUGUGGUCCUCCUCAACACUGACAUGUACUCCCCUAACAUCAAACCUCAACGCAAGAUGGGCCUCAACGAUUUCAUACGCAACCUACGAGGAGUGGACGACGGAGCAGACAUCCCCAGGGAGAUGGUGACAGGGAUCUAUGAGAGGACCCAGCAGAGAGAGCUACGCUCCAACGAAGACCACGUCACCUACGUCAGCCGUGUGGAACAGUCCAUACUGGGCAUGAAGACGAUUCUGUCUGUGCCCCACCGUAGGCUGGUGUGCUGCUGUCGUCUGUUUGAGGUGGCAGACUUCAACAAACCCCUGAAACAGAAACUGGCCAACACCCAGAGAGAGGUGUUCCUGUUCAACGACCUCAUACUUAUCCUGAAGCUGUGUCCCAAGAAGAAGACUUCUGCCUCCUACACCUUCUGUAAAGCCAUGGGUCUACUGGGCAUGCAAUUCCACCUCUUCAGUAACGAAUACUAUGCUCAUGGCAUCACCAUGUUGAGUCCGUUCUCGUCAGAGAAGAAGCAGAUGGUGAGUUUCUGCUCCCCCAGUGGAGAGGAGCUCAGGAAGUUCACAGAGGAGCUACGAGAGUCCAUCACUGAGGUCAACGAGAUGGAGCAGAUACACAUUCAAUGGGAGCUGAAGAGAGAACAGGGGGUGCAGACUCACACCCCCCACACCAACGGAGGACAGAUGGGCACACACUCAGCACACACAGGAUCCCCCACAGCCCAGAAAGAUCUGUAUGACAAGACUAGCAACAACACUGUGGAGGUGUCAAUUCACAAUAGGCUGCUGCAGACCUACCACAUGACCCAGGCCAGCCCUGAUAGGCUGCUUCAGACCUACCAUGUGACCAGUCCUGACUCCACCCAACUGGCUCUGGCAGCACCCCUGGCAAUGCUUAGCCCCACCCACCCUGGAGAACUCCGCCCAGACACCCUCAUUCAAUGCCAGCAGAUCGUCAAGGUGAUUGUUGUGGACCAGAGCGGCCAGGGGCGAAUGGAAGCCUUCCUCAGUCAAGGAAGCCCCACCUCCCACCACCGCCUCAUCCAAUCAGCGAUGUCCACACCAGUACGGAUCAGAGAGGGAUCUGAGCCCCCUCUGCCUCCCCCUCCUCCCCCCUACAACCACCCCCACCAGUACUGUCCCCCCGACUCCCCCUACCCCCUUCCACACACCCUUCCUCACCCCCUGCGCAGACGCAACUCUAGUGGUUCCCGCAGCCUCGUCUGACAUAUGUCCCCGGAUCCUACCACACCUAAUCCUCUGUCCUCUGAACUUUUGUUAAACAGUGAUAUACUGGGAGAAACACACACAACACAAACACUCAUAGACAAAGAUAGAGAGGGAAAGGGUGAGACGAGGAAGGGAGGAAGAGAAAGAGGGAGGUAAGGAAGUCAGCUGAGAGAGAGGGAAUAAGCCGAGAAAUAGAGUGGGAGAAAAUGGAGAGGUUUCAAAUCAAUAUAAAUUCAAAGUCAUCUAACGAUGUAAUGUGUAUUUUGGAUUAUGAUGUCGUUUUGACAACAUUUCUAAAGAUAGAUUUUCUAAUCUGACAGCUCUUGUGACACAGUGUCAUCUGUACAUAUCUAUAUCUGUACCUGGCUUUAGAAAGAACACUCUAGGAUGCCCCUCUGACCCCCUAAUCAUAACCCUGCCCUGAUAUCACACAGCUGAUGCAACAAAAGGAAUUCCUCCCAGUGAAUGGAACUGUCUGGACAUAGAUACAUGCAGUUGAAGUCGGAAGUUAACAUACACCUUAGCCAAAUACAUUUAAACACAGUUAUUCACAAUUCCUGACAUUAAUCCUAGUACAAAUUCCCUGUCUUAGGUCAGUUAG
Oncorhynchus mykiss (rainbow trout) is the source of this 4430-nucleotide messenger RNA. RefSeq names its product IQ motif and SEC7 domain-containing protein 3. Gene Ontology annotation, biological process: regulation of ARF protein signal transduction; actin cytoskeleton organization. NCBI's taxonomy places the organism in Eukaryota, Metazoa, Chordata, Actinopteri, Salmoniformes, Salmonidae. Gene Ontology annotation, molecular function: guanyl-nucleotide exchange factor activity. The record is from RefSeq and is a predicted model, not a curated record.